Molecule: messenger RNA, 3677 nt
Organism: Cyclopterus lumpus (lumpfish)
Lineage: Eukaryota; Metazoa; Chordata; Actinopteri; Perciformes; Cyclopteridae
Gene: cd36
Product: CD36 molecule (thrombospondin receptor)
Exons: 12
Coding region: 1654-3252 (532 amino acids)
Biological process (GO): long-chain fatty acid import into cell; lipoprotein transport; lipid storage
Cellular component (GO): caveola; cytoplasm; cell surface
Molecular function (GO): low-density lipoprotein particle receptor activity; low-density lipoprotein particle binding; scavenger receptor activity
Source: RefSeq, a predicted model, not a curated record
AGUAUCAUUAAUCGUUUACAUGUCUUCAAUAAAAAAACAUUUCAGCAGCUGGCAGAGAAGCCAAAGGUGUAUCGGUUUAAUCUCUGCAAAGAGACAAAGAUGCAAUCCAAAUGUUGUCGUUGGGCGAUCAACAAUAAAGUCAGUCAGGUGAGAUAGAAACUGUUGUGACAAGAAUGUUUGUUUCAAUAGGCAGAGACAUGUCUCUGGCAGAGAGACUUAAACCGCCGUUAAACCACAAGAAGAAGACAAAGAAGAAGAAGAAGAAGAAGACGAAGAAGAAGACGAAGAAGAAGACGAAGAAGAAGACUUAGUUGCACCAACCACAUGGACAGGCCUGCUGUUCUCCUCCUGCAGUGAGCGUUGAAGGAGUGUUGGUGCUGCCCCCCAGUGGUGAUAAUGCGCCACUUCACGGCGCUGCAGAAGCGGACACGUGGGCUGGAAACACUGAUGGAUCAACCCCACAGACGAGCUGUGGAAGCAGUUUCAUUCAAUGUCAAAAAAUAGCCCCUGAGGAUGUAAUAAUAUUAAUAGUGAUAAUCAUAACAAUAACAAAUACUUGCGUAGAACAAAUAAACAAGCAAACAAAUAAAUAAACAACUUAUUUGAUGUGAAUAGCACUUUUCAAAGCUGCACAAAAAAGUUAAAGUUAUUGUAGGACUCGAUGGUUUGGAAACAAACAUCGAAGACUUCAAAGAUCACGAGACCGAAGCAAGUUUUGGAGCAAGCCAUAGCUUUACCCGAAACUCACCUGUUCCCCAUCGACAUAACUAUACUCAAUUAUACUUUUCAAAAUCUUUAUUGACAAGAAAUCACACACAUACAACAUCCGAGCCAGCUAGGGAAUCCAUAAAUAAUCUAAACUGAAAUAAACACUUUGGUGGAAAUACUCCUCUUGGUAGACUAUAAAACAUGAAUCCACAAAGAGCAUCAUUUAGAAUUUUAUUCCAAUCUUAAGGUUCCCGUUUGCAAACCUUGCCGUGCUGGGAAGAGUCACUUUGCAGGAGGCAGCGAUGACGCAGAGUUGGCUGCCCCGUUGAGUCGUUACAUGAAUCCAUUGAGAUUAAGAGCAAUUCGUUUCAUCAUCCCUUAUAAAAAGCACACAUGCAGAUAAGUUUCUUCUUCUUUUUUUUUUUAUUGUAACCGUCUCGGCGCAAUGAGGAAAACACUUAAUCAUUUUUAUGUUCCUCCUUUUCGGUCCCUCGUGAUCUCGGAGCAGAGAGGGGAGAGAAAGGAGACGAGGGAUUAGGAGAUAGAGAAAGGACAGAUAAGAAACAGACCAGGAAAGAACAUAAACAAAAACAAAAAGACGGUUGUCAUCAUCCAGGUCGUUGGGUACCAAGAGCUGAUAUCUUCCCACCCUGAUACAUCCCCCUUCAACGAGAAUUAUGAAAAGCACAAAUACUACGGUCUGUUAGAUGUUGAAUGAAACAAAACAGAAAAUUAGGAGAACUAAUAAGCUUUGUUUGACCUGAGCCAACUCCUCUUGCAACCUUUCUCCCCAGCCUUAUCACCUGGUGAGAUAGUCCCUGAUACCCGGUGAGAUCGCUCUCAUCUAAACGCGUGACCUUUAACCUCAUUACAUAAGUUUAUUUCUGGGAGGUCCAUGGGUGUCUGCAUCUUUACCUGACCUCGGCUGCUCCGUCAGUUCCUCUGAUGGUACAGCGUGUCGGUGCCACUCCUGCCAUCGCUGCUGCUGAUGCUGCUGCUGCUGCUGCUGCUGCCGCCACCACCACCGGGACUCAAGCUGCACAUACCAGCACUCGCACACCAUCACAGAGACAGAAGGAGAACAGGCUGCCAAGGCAGACAGACGGACGUAGAGAGUGGCGGAGGAGAGCGCACACCACCAUGGACUGCUGUAACAUGAGGUGCGGGCUGAUAGCCGGAGCUGUGUUCGGGGCGGUGGUAGCCAUCCUGGGUGGCGUCCUCAUCCCAGUGGGGAACAGCAUCAUUAAGGGGACAGUCGAGAAGGAAGCCGUCAUUGAGCCCGGAACGACAGCGUAUGACAACUUUGUUGCUGCGGGAGCAGGGGUGUACAGGCAGUUCUGGUUCUUCGACGUGCAAAACGCCCAGGAGGUUGUGCAAAACGGAACGACUCCAGUGGUGGUGGAAAAAGGACCGUACACAUACAAGACAAGGUAUUUCCCCAAAGACAACAUCACGUUCAACACCAAUGAUACGGUCUCCUUCCUGCUGCCCGUGGGCGCCAUCUUUGAGCCGUCCAUGUCAGUGGGACCGGAGGAGGACAAAGUCACCUCCCUCAACCUGGCUGUGGCUGCAGUUUACUCACUGGUUCCAAAAGUGCUUCAUGCUGUGCUGGAGAAUCUGAUAAAGACCAGCAACUCCUCCUUGUUCCAGCACCGUACAGUCAAGGAAUUGCUGUGGGGUUACGACGACCCCAUGUUGAAAGCAAAGCUGGGCCUAUUUUACCCUUACAACGGUACAUAUGAAGGCGUCUUCAAUGUCUACACUGGAAAGGAGGACAUGUCCAAAGUGGGAAUAAUUGACAGGUGGCGAGGAGAGAGGAGCCUUCGUUUCUGGGACGACCCAUACUGUGACAUGAUCAACGGGACAGAUGCUUCUUCCUUCGCUCCCUUUGUGGACAAGAGCACGCCGCUCUAUUUCUUCUCAGCAGACAUCUGCAGGUCUGUGUCCGCUGGCUUUGAGGAGAGCAAGGAUCUGAAAGGGAUUGAAGUGUAUCGCUACACCCUCCAGGAAAACACCCUGGCCUCCCCUACGAUCAACCCAGAUAACCGAUGUUUCUGCAGAGACCCAACGACCACCAAGAAUUGCAGCCUGGCCGGAGUCCUGGACAUCAGCUCCUGUCAAAAUGGAAGACCCAUCUUUAUCUCUCUGCCCCACUUCCUCUAUGGCAGUCCGUCCCUACAAGAUGGGGUGAAGGGCCUCAAUCCCAUUAGGGAUCAGCAUUACACCUUCCUGGACGUGGAACCUACAACCGGGUUUACCUUGAGGUUUGCCAAGAGAAUUCAAGUGAAUAUGAUGUAUGGACCAUCAAAUGUCAUCACGGUGCUUAAGAAAGUCAAGGAUUACACCAUAUUCCCUCUUGUUUGGAUGAACGAGACGGCUGCGUUGGAUGACGCAACGGCGGACAGGAUUAAGGAGGAGCUGGUGUCCCGUAUCCAGAUGUUGGAGAUAGUCUGGAAAACCCUGCUGGCCUCAGGUGUGGCCAUCUUCGGGGUGUGUUCCAUCUCCUACUGUAUGACGAGGAGAAGCCAAAGCAAGUUGGUGUGAACGGAUGAUGCAGCGGCGUCUGUCGAGCGUGAGCUGCAGAGCACAGUGCAAUUCAAGCUGCUACGGGACAUCAAACCUUUUGAUAUAGAGUUGCACCUUUUUUUUUUUUUCAAAUGUCAGUGUUAUUUAUAAAAUCCUACUUCCUUUGACUACCAGGGGGAAGAAUACUGUGAUUUAGUAAAGCUCAAGAGCUUUUGCUGCGUAUUAUUUCAAAUUGCAAACACUGUAACAAUAACUCAAUCAGGGAUCUCUGGAGGGAGAGCAGACGGAGAAUCCUCUAAACUGUCCGCUUAUUAAACUGCACAGAGGAGAGAUGGUUUUUUUCGACAUCCUAUAAAAGAAAUGUACAUGACUCUAAUCUUGCGCAAAUGUUUGUAUGCUUUGCUGAACAGGUGUCUUCGAAAAUGAAUAAAAGCUGAAAGGGA